AUGUAUGAGGUGCUCCAGGGACUAAUCGUGUUCAUGUGCGGGCGUUCGCUGUUGAAGGUGUUGAUCGACGUGGUGGGCGACCAGGAGGAAAACCCUUCCGUACCCGGGGCAUCAGCGGCGGACUACCUGGCUGCCAUGCAAAAGCGCUUGGCGGCUUACCAGGCAGGGGCGCCGGUUUUGGACCUUGAUGUCCCAGAACCACCCAGUCCGUCUGACGAGCUUCGUGGGGCAAUGGCAAGGGCGAUCAGUGAGACAAGGUUGAGGCUAGCGCACCUAAGAAGCGUGGGCCGAAGACAGCGGCAGAGAAGAAGAAGGAAGCCAGGCGGGCAGCAAGGGCGGUUAAGAAGUUGGAGGCAGCGAAACAGGCGGAGAAGCGUGGGGAGCAAAGUGGGACAGGACUGCAAUCGCAGCACCUGUCGGGCCUAG
Molecule: messenger RNA, 426 nt
Organism: Sphaeroforma arctica JP610
Lineage: Eukaryota; Ichthyosporea; Ichthyophonida
Exons: 1
Coding region: 1-426 (141 amino acids)
Source: RefSeq, a predicted model, not a curated record